GUCAUGGCGGCUGGGCUGUUAGGUUUGACCGCUCGCCGUCUUUGGGCGGCAGCGGCGACGCGAGGGCUCCCGGCCGCCCGCGUCCGCUGGGAAUCCACCUUCUCCAGGACUGUGGCCGCCCCACCCGUUGCGGCGGGAAAGCGGCCCCCGGAACCGACCGUGGAAUGGCAAGAGGACCCAGAAACCGAGGACGAAAACUUUUAUGAGACGAACCCAGACUCCCAUGGUUAUGACAAGGACCCCGUUUUAGACCUCUGGAACAUGCGAAUUGUCUUCUUCUUUGGUGUCUCCAUCGUCCUGGUCCUUGGCAGCACCUUUGUUGCCUAUCUGCCUGACCAGAGGAUGGAGCAAUGGUCCCGCCGCGAAGCUGAGAGGCUUGUGAAAUACCGAGAGGCCAAUGGCCUUCCCAUCUUGGAAUCCAACUGCUUUGACCCCAGCAAGAUCCAGCUACCAGAGGAUGACUAACCAGUUGCUCAGUGGGGCUCAAGAGGCACCGUCUUCCCCACCCCCUGCCUGCCAUUCUGACCUCUUCUCAGAGUAUCUAAAGGGGCUGAUUCAAAGGCCUUGAACCUGAAAUUUAAAAAAAAGGAAAAAUAAAUAAAGAGGCUGAAAGUCUGA
Callithrix jacchus (white-tufted-ear marmoset) is the source of this 618-nucleotide messenger RNA. RefSeq names its product NADH:ubiquinone oxidoreductase subunit B11 (gene NDUFB11). Gene Ontology annotation, cellular component: respiratory chain complex I. The record is from RefSeq and is a predicted model, not a curated record. Lineage: Eukaryota; Metazoa; Chordata; Mammalia; Primates; Cebidae.